Messenger RNA from Polypterus senegalus (gray bichir), 5141 nucleotides. It is a transcript of the gene rtel1, whose product is annotated as regulator of telomere elongation helicase 1. The transcript has 34 exons. The record is from RefSeq and is a predicted model, not a curated record. The coding region runs from base 279 to 3800 and encodes 1173 amino acids. Gene Ontology annotation, cellular component: nucleus. Gene Ontology annotation, molecular function: hydrolase activity, acting on acid anhydrides, in phosphorus-containing anhydrides; ATP binding; DNA polymerase binding. Gene Ontology annotation, biological process: regulation of double-strand break repair via homologous recombination; DNA replication; DNA recombination. Lineage: Eukaryota; Metazoa; Chordata; Cladistia; Polypteriformes; Polypteridae.
UGCACACCGCAGCGAAAACGACGGGCCUGCCGGUAUAUGGAAUAGAGUGGUGCUUGUGGAAGACGCGGCAGGAUUUGUAAUUUUAUUAACGUAAAUGGCGCGAUUUUUUUCUCUCUGACUGCAGUUAAUACUACGUGCAUCUGUUAAUAUAUCUCAGUGGAAACCGUAUCUUCUUGAAAAAAUAGCGAGACGCUUUAUUUUGAAAUUUGUAUCCAUUCCGGAGAGCCUAGCUGCAGAGAAAUAUUGGCGUAUAGAAACAAGUCUACAUUUAUGAAGAGAUGCCUUUAAUAGACGUGAGAGGAGUGAGCGUGAACUUUCCUUUCACGCCGUACAAAUGUCAAGAAGAUUACAUGUCCAAGGUGAUGGAAUGUUUACAAAAGGAAGUAAAUGGAAUUCUUGAAAGCCCUACAGGUACUGGAAAAACCCUGUGUCUGCUGUGUUCCACACUUGCAUGGAGGGAACAUUUUAAAGAUUCUAUAUCUGCCCGAAAAAUUGCUGAAAGGAUGGAUGGAGUAGAAAUGUUUCCAAAAAGACCAAUGGCUUCUUGGGGUAAAGCAGAUAAAGAAGGAGACGCACCAGCUUAUUACACUGAUGUUCCAAAGAUCAUUUAUGCUUCCAGGACACACUCUCAGUUGACCCAGGUUAUAAGCGAGCUUAAAAAUACAUCUUACAGACCAAAGGUUUGUGUUCUAGGAUCAAGGGAGCAGCUGUGUAUCCACCCAGAAGUGAUGAAGCAAGAAAGCAACCAUGUGAAGGUUCACAUGUGCCGAGCAAAAAUGACAUCUCGCUCCUGUUUGUACUACAACAAUGUUGAAGAAAAAAGCACGGAUAAGGAACUUACAAAUACAAUUCUGGAUGUUGAAGACUUAGUUAAAAAUGGAAACAAACACAGAGUUUGCCCUUAUUAUUUGUCUCGAUCUCUCAAGCAGCAAGCUGAAAUUAUCUUUAUGCCAUAUAACUAUCUUCUUGAUCCAAAGAGUCGCAAAGCACACAAUAUUGAACUGAAAGGCACAGUUGUCAUUUUUGAUGAAGCUCACAAUGUGGAGAAAAUGUGUGAGGAGUCUGCAUCAAGCGAUUUGACUCCUUAUGACUUGGCUACUGCAAUUGAUGCUGUCAACCAGGUUCUCACACUACAAGCUAGUACAGCUGAAAAAAGCGGACUAUCUGAAGAUUUCAACAUUGAAACAACCAAUCCUGGUUUGAAAAUGGAUGUUGCUGAUAUUGCCAAAAUUAAACGAAUUUUACUAGACCUUGAAGCUGCCAUUGAUUCCAUUGAGUUACCUUCAAAUGGAGCAGGACUAACAAAACCAGGAAGCUAUAUCUUUGAGCUUUUUAAACAAGCCCAGCUUACAUUUGAAACAAAAACUGCAGUACUGGAUGCGUUGGAACAAAUAAUGGGAUAUUUUGCUGAGCGGAAUAGUGUUUUCACAAACACUUCAGGAUUGCAGAAGCUUUCAGAUAUUAUUCAGAUUGUUUUCAGCCGUGAUCCACCAGAGGGCAUGAGCAGCUUUGCUGCUGAACAGAGUAUUGCUAAGCAUUAUAAGGUUCAUAUUCACUCUGAUACAAACAUUCAUAAAAAGAAGCAACGUACCGAUCCAUGGUCAUCAACUACAUCAACUAAGCAAGGGAAGAUAUUGAGUUAUUGGUGUUUUUCUCCUGGGUAUACCAUGCAUGAACUUGUCAGUCAAGGAGUGAGAUCAAUCAUCCUUACAAGUGGUACGCUGUCACCACUUUCAUCUUUCACAGCUGAGAUGCAAAUCUCUUUCCCAGUUUUACUGGAAAACCCCCAUGUGAUUGACAAACAUCAGAUUUUUGUUGGAAUUAUUCCGAAAGGUCCAGAUGGUGUUCAGCUUAGCUCAGCAUUUGAUAAAAGGUUUUCACCUGAUUAUAUGGCUUCGCUGGGAAAUACUGUUGUUAAUAUCGGGCGUGUUGUUCCUCAUGGCCUAUUAGUUUUCUUUCCUUCAUAUACUGUCAUGGACAAAACCAUUGAAUUCUGGAGGGAGAAUGGAUGUACUAACAGAAUUGAAGAUGUAAAGCCAAUGUUUAUUGAACCCAAGGGUAAAGGUUCAUUUAAUGAGGUUAUCAAUGGUUAUUACACAAAAGUUAAUGAUUCAUCAAUAAGUGGAGCCAGUUUUUUUGCAGUCUGCAGAGGAAAGGCUAGUGAGGGACUGGACUUUUCUGAUACUAAUGGAAGAGGAGUUCUCAUCACUGGUCUACCCUUUCCACCUCGAAUGGACCCUAGAGUUAUUUUGAAGAUGCAGUUCCUUGAUGAAGUAGGAAAGCGUGCUAAUGGAAUUAAGUGCCUGACUGGACAGGAGUGGUAUAGACAACAGGCAUCACGAGCUGUUAAUCAAGCCAUAGGAAGAGUAAUUAGACAUCGUCAAGAUUUUGGUGGAAUAUUUCUCUGUGAUCAUAGGUUUAUGAGCACUGAUGCAAGAUCUCAGCUGCCUUUAUGGGUUCGUCCUUAUGUGAAAGUAUAUGAUAACUUUGGUCAUGUCAUUAGAGAUUCAUCACAGUUCUUUAGAAAAGUUCAAAAAAUUAUGCCGCCUCCCAAAGUGAAACUAGAUAAUUCUUGUAAAGACAUUUGCUCAGAACAGUGUAAUUCAAAACCUUAUUCUUCAAAUGCAAUUUCCUCUCAACUUUCUAACUCCUUUAUGAGGAAAGCCAAGACACUGGACUCUCAUGUUCCAAGCCUUAAAAAAAGGCGCAUAGGUACAAGCUCCUCUUACGAUGGCACUGCACAGCUGUGUGUAGAAUAUGAAGGGGAAAUACAAUCAGAACGUAAAAAGCCUCUGGGUUUGCUUGAGGCCUUGGAUCACAAUGAACGUAAAGCAUUUGGUGAAGAAGAUGAAAUGUUAGUAGGUGAAGAAAAGGCUUCACGUCUGUCAACGUUAUCCUUACAGCAUGAUAAGAGGCAUGAUGAUGAACAGCGAGGAAACAAAAAAAGGAUAAAACUGGUUAAUUCUUUGAAAAAUGAACCAUUGCCAGACUCUACCCUCAACAAAGCAGAAAAAGCGAAGUUUUAUCUUGCAUCGGUGAAACAGACACUGAGUCAGGCUAACUACCAUCAGUUUACACAGAGCAUGCAAACAUAUAAGAAGACUGAUGAUUUUGACACUAUGCUGGCUGAACUUAGUUCACUCUGCACUGGAGACCCAUUGAAACAGUUUUUAUUGAGAGAUUUUUAUCAGUUUGUCCGCCCACAUCAUAAACAACGGUUUGAUGAAGCUUGCAGAAGUCUUUAUGGGCUGGAAUGUGGAUUUAAACCUGAACAUGCUCUGUCUAAUCUGGAAAAGGGCUCCUUGAUGCUGAAUGCUACAGCAAAGGAAAAGAAUGAAUCUGGAGCAUGUGCCCUUUCAGCAACUCAAAACAGCACAAAAAAUACAAGUUCCCAGCUGGAUGCCAGUCAGCUAAACAAAGGUGGUUGUCAUUUGAACAGUGGAGUUUUACAUAAAGAACCUCUCAAACGGGGCGAUUUACUCUCAAAGGACAAAUCUGAACAUCAGAGCAACCGCCUAAAAGAUUACCUUGAUAAAGUGAAGGAAGCCUUGGGUCCACAGAAGUAUCAGCAGUUCUUUGUGUCUCUUCAGACCUAUAAAAAGACGGAUAAUUAUGACAAUAUGGUUCUUGAGAUUGUGUCUCUUCUUACUGAAGGAACUAGUGACUUUGCUUUACUUCACAGUUUUACAGUUUUUGUUCGUCCCCACCAUAAACAGCAAUACAAUCAAAUGUUAAAAGAACUGAUGGGCAUGCCUGUCGAAGAUACACUGCAUCAAGCAAAAGCACUGACCUCUAAAUAAUCAAAACCUCAAACAAGCUUGAAUGAAACAGCAGUUUUCAUGAGUGACAAAAAUUGAGACACGAAUGAAGACCUCAUUGCUUCCAGGCUUCAGGAAUGCUUGUUUGUCUUAACAGAUGAAGAGCAGACCAGAGCCUUAGCAGCAUAUAAAGAAUUUGGUGCAUUCACUGCCUGUUUUGUGCACUGCUUUUAAGCCUCUUAUGGAAUAAGGUAUCAUAUGUACAAACGUACUGUAUGUUUCUGUAGGUAUUACCUAUGCAUUUAGCAGCUGUGUGUUUUUGAAUGUUCAUAACCAUUUCAUUUUAAAUGAAUGAGGGGAAUUUCAUCAAAGACCAUAAUUAUAUUAUUAACAGCAAAAAUCUUUUAGCAAAAUGGUACCUGAACGUACAUUUCUUAUCAUAUCUAAAGAUUGUCAUUUUUUUAAUGUAUGUAAUGAGGUGAAAGGAGCUGGGAUAGUAAAAGGGCCAGUCUUGGGUGUAGAUUAACCUCCCUAGCUGACUACAGAUAGUCACAAAACCUAAACCUUGUUUUAAAAAAUGUGGUUUUACAGUGUACAAUUUCAGUGUUUUUCUUAAUACAAGAUGCCUAUGUAGUCUUAAUAAAUACUGUUGAGGCAGGUCAUUUUUGGGGCACUGAUUCCUCUUUUGUGAGCCCUUUUAGGUGCUAAUAGUAUUCUGCCUUUAUUGGGGUUUUGCUUUUGUGAAAGACAUGCAGCUGUUUUCUUUUCAUCCCUCAGUAUGAAAAAAUGCAAAUCUAAUGAUGUCAAAGUACUGUUACUUAGAGUAUUGUACUAAGUAUUCUAUAAACUAAACCCUCAUUUGCUAAUACAUUAAAGAGAUGAAUAGUUUUGAGCAAUUGUCUAAUUUUACAUUUAAUAACAUCAGUCUCUAUUUGUCUGUAAACAAACAAACAAAUAAAUAAUACUUUUAUGGCUGAAUCAGGCAGGAUGCAUUAUGAUGUGCAUUUUUUUGGGGGGAUGACUUUAACAAAACUUUAUACUAUUAAAUGAGAAAAAUGUUGUGAUCACUUUUAUUCGAUCAACCGCAUUCAAUCUGUUCAUUAGUACACUGUGAAGAAACCAAAUUAGACCAUGAGAGUAGCUUUAAACAUCUUGAAAUAUCUGUUUUUAUCUGCAAAAUGUUAUUUUAUUGAUACACUGUUCCUUAAAUCCAUAAUUAGAUUGUUAUUUAAUUUAAAGUGAAGCCACAGGUUCAUCAGAAGACUGUGACUGUCUUGUAGUAUAUGUAAGGAAUUUUGUGUACUUUAUAUUUAAUAAAAUUUUAAAUCUUUAACAAUAAUGUAAAUAUACACAUAAAAUAUUCUACUUCCCUUUUAUAUUAUG